This is a messenger RNA of Arabis nemorensis, 438 nucleotides long. The record is from the annotation of a GenBank genome assembly. Lineage: Eukaryota; Viridiplantae; Streptophyta; Magnoliopsida; Brassicales; Brassicaceae.
AUGUUCGACCGGAGCUUCCCUUCUGUUUACGGGGGAGCGGUUUCUUCCGCCGCCGGAGAUGCAGUCACUGGAAUCGGUGAAGACAAAUAUGCAUUUGAAAACAAGAGGAGGAGAAGCAAGAUCAAUGAGAAAAUGAAAGCUUUGCAGAAAUUAAUACCCAAUUCCAACAAGACUGAUAAAGCCUCAAUGCUUGAUGAAGCUAUAGAGUAUCUGAAGCAGCUUCAACUUCAAGUGCAGACUUUAGCGGUUAUGAAUGGUUUAGGCCUAAACCCUAUGAGAUUACCACCAGUUCUACUGCCGACACAGACACGGAUUACUGAGACCUUAGAGCCAGAGCUGAACCUAGAGACUAUGCUUGGUGCUUCUCAGUCUCUCGUUCACUGUGAACCACCCGAAGCAAGUCAACAGUUGUGCUUUGGCACAGCCACUCUGCUUUAA